AUGGCUUCACGAGUAUCUAGCGUGUCUAGUAUAUCCAGCGUAUCUCCCAUUGAAAGACGGACUGCGGACUCUGAAGGCUUAUUACAUACUUGCGCGAACACUGUCUCUACAAGCGAGCCUGAACAGCCGAGGGUCGAUCCGAGAGCAGCGACCGAUCGAGGCAACACAACGGGGUCCACAGAGCCACUGCUCCAGCAGAAGGAUUCUUGUCAACAUGAUAAUACAACCGCAGAUUCAGAGACGAAAGACCUCGUCGAAACCCAUGGGAUGCAACACGGCAGAAGAUCGUGGUACCAUGAUUGGUGGUUCUGGGAAAUUGCUGGUGCCCUCCUGAGUCUAGGAUCCACGGUCGGGAUUGUUGCUAUGCUUGCCGUUUAUAACCAUCAGCCAGUGCCAGUCUUACGUUACGGCAUUACUUUGAAUGCUAUGCUGUCUGUGUUGUCAACAAUAGCCAAGACGUCUAUGCUGCUAGCAGCAACUGAAUCCAUCGGUCAAGCGAAGUGGCUUCUAUUUCGAAAGGAACGUCAGAACCUAAUAGAUUUUAACACCAUCGACGAAGCGAGCCGAGGGCCUUGGGGAGCUUUCCAGCUCCUCUAUCGUUUUUGGGAUGGGAGGACGGUAUUGGCGUCAGCAGGAGCCUUCAUCGUCCUUGCCUCCUUGGCUGUAGACCCCUUCGCUCAGCAAAUCCUAAGCUACCCUUCAGUCUCCAAUGUUACAAACGGCUACAGGCACCCGAUUUUUCCGCAGGUUUCAUCUUGGAACUUAUCGGGAGAUGUGUCUAACGAGUCUGGGAAUAGGGAUUCAACAUCCGCUUUGCCGCUAGCCCUAAAAGCGGCGAUUUACAACAGCCUUCUCGGUUUGGGGACUGCAAACUCGACUCUCAACAUCAAUUGCCCGACUGGGAACUGCACGUUUGACCGAUCCGAUACCCUUGGUUUUUGCAGUACUUGUAGCGAUGUUACAGCGGAGGUCGUCAAGGAAUGUAACCUCACACCCACCACCGACACCACUAGCGAAAUCAACUGCACCUACUAUCUUCCUGGCGAGGUGAAUAUUACGGCUCAGGACAAACAAAUACCUGAUGAUUACGGAUCUGCAGUUGCAGAAUCUUCCCUGUUCAGGAUGACUACUAACAUGAGCGUCGUAGCAUUGCCCCGGUAUGAAACUCUUUACAGCAACGAUCCUAGCGUAGUUAGGAGUCUUGAUGACCCAGACUAUUUAAUUCCCGCGCCCGCAAAAACGGUGUUCCAAGGCGUCGCUGAUCCAAUACUAGCAUUUGGUCGCAUCGUUUUCAACGGCAGCCACAAUCCGAUAAGCGCUAUAGGUGGCAAUGUCAUGCCUCCUGCAACAGAGUGUGCGCUGUAUUGGUGCGUUCAGACUUUGGACACUUCCAUUCAAAACGGUGUUCUCAACCAGACUGUUGUUUCGAGCUGGACGGAUAGCUCCGCUUUGGAUACGUCUAAUGUUUCUCUCCGAUCCAACUUUACCUCGACUGCAGGAGGAAAAGGCUCGGCCAAUGGCUACUACGUCAGUCCCAUGGGCAAUUUACCACUCGUGAGAUUUCUCGAAGACGCAUUCACCGCCACUGUGAAAGGUAUCAACCUGCCCGGCAUGGGGUACACCGAACAGGAGCUCCUCGACCUCACCAUCUACUCCUCGGAUAUUGCGCAAGCACUAUGGCACGCCGACGACCUAGACAUCCUCAUGAGUAACCUAGCCAAUCGCAUGACCGACGCUCUUCGAAAUAUUCUCCCAGACCCUGCCUCUGAAAACCGCGGCAAAGUCUAUACCACUCGGACAUACGUUCUGGUGACCUGGCCUUGGCUGAUAUUGCCCGUCGGACUUGUACUCGCUUCAUGUAUGGUGCUUCUUGCCGCUAUCAUCUCUAGCAGCAGACAUCAGACUAUCGUGUGGAAGUCGAGCAGUCUUGCGGUUCUAUUCCAUGGCCUUACGAGCGGUGAUGGAGGACGCGGACACUCAAUGUACAGAAAACAGAUGGAGAUGACGGCGGAAGAGAUGAAGGUCCAGCUGGCUGGAAAUACCAAUGGUGACCUGCGUCUUGUGGAGUUGAAGUGGCAGUCUACUAAGGCUUUGAGCUCACAUAAGGAUUGGUGGAGAAAGUGGUUGGAUACUGGGAAGUAA
Molecule: messenger RNA, 2142 nt
Organism: Letharia lupina
Lineage: Eukaryota; Fungi; Ascomycota; Lecanoromycetes; Lecanorales; Parmeliaceae
Exons: 3
Coding region: 1-2142 (713 amino acids)
Source: RefSeq, a predicted model, not a curated record